GUCUCAGUUUUGGUUGUGACAACCUGUCAUGUCAUCGUGAGUGCUGUCGCUCCUGCUGCUCUUGCUCUCCAGAGCCAGCAGUGAUCUCAGCUCUGAGAGUUUCCUCUCCCAAUGGAUCCCAAAGGUGCCUGCUGUUUGGACUCUGCAUGGAGCAAAAACUCUUGAUUCACAUCGUCUGGGCUCAGAAGUGACUUUUGCGAUGUAUUUGGAGAACUCUGAGCAGGGGAAAGUUGGUGGAGAGGGGGAGCUUCCUGCUGGAGCGAUUCUCUCUGGACAAUGUGUCGUUUCUAAAGUAACAGGAGUUGCAGGUUUGAGCAGCUCUUCAAAGGGAAGUGAGCUGGACAUAAAGGCCCUUGUGGGAUACACAGAGCAGAGUGUCAGCGGAGGAAUGGACCCUCCUCCUUUUUGCAACAUGAAUGCACCGCAGACUCAACUCUGCAAGGAUUGUGAAGGACCUGCUGAGAGCUUUGAGGAAUAUUCUUCAAGCAAUGGGCAUUUUGAACCGGACGGUGCCCUUGAAGACACUGAGUGUGCAGGGUUAAGCCAACUAUAUCAUGAAUGUCCUCAACACUGUGAGUGUUUUAAAGCUUGCAAGUCCUCUGAGCAUUGUGCUAAUCAUAGCUUAGCCUCUAAAAGUAGCCUUUGCUGUGAACACUGCCCAGAACACCUCCUAUUAUUUCAGCAAUGUAAGCCCUCUGAUCAACAGUCGGACUCUUCUGAUUAUGAGCCAGAUGAAUCGGAAGUGAACUCUGACAGUUUUGGAGAGUCCGAAAUGCCUGGUUUUGUGUCCGAGUGCACAGAAAACCUGAAGCUGCCUCUGGAUCAUCAGUGUGAGGACUCUGACUCGGAACAGGACAGAUCAACUGAGGAUUCGGAGCAGAACUUCACCCAAAACAUCUCUGACUCCAUGGACUCUUUAACUUGUGCUGCUAACUUCUCUGAAUACGAUGAAAGUCAGGACAAUGACUGUGAUGAAGAGGAGGAGAGCUACGAUCAUAACGAGAUGGAGGUCACUGAUGAAGAGUCCACGUUGUCAGAGGACACACCUGGUGACCCCUGUGAAAGUGACGGAGCAGAGGAAAACAUUGAGCAAACCUCUACAGGCGAUGCCUCUGAAGAUGUUGACGAGUUGCAUGGAGACGAUUCAGAGGACGAGUCAAGUCAACAUGGCAACUUUGAAUCCUGCGCCGAGGAAGACCUGUCCUCCGACGACUCAAAAUCCUUCAAGACUUGUCUUGACAACAGUUUUCCUUCUGAUCCCUGCUCAGAUUCAUCCGAGGAAUCCGACAAAGCAGCUCAGGAUGAUUCAAGUGACGAGCCGAUGCAGUGGGAAUCCUUCGAAGAGAAUGAAGCAGAAAAACAACCGAGCGUCGAGAAGAGUAGCGAGGAGGAGGAUAAAAAGAAAACUUCUGCCGUUGACACAGUUAUUGAGGACUACUUUGAUUUAUUUGAUAGAGCAGACUGCUCUGGACAGGCAUUUGCACAAAAGCAGAAUUACAUCUCCUGUUUUGAUGGGGGCGACGUUCACCAUCACCUCCAUCUUGAACAGGAAGCUCUGAAACAAAGCAUCAAAACUGCUCACAAAGAGGAGACUACAGAGGCGAUCAAAGAACAGGAGAAAGAUGUGCGUACUGAAGAAGCAACUGAAAUAAACACCCAAGAAAAGGAUGAACGUUGUGAAGAUUCAGAGGAGGAAGACCUGAACCAGAGAGACUCCGGAUCUUGUGGUUUAGAGAACUGGACCCUAAAAUCAGAAUCGAGUUCAACAAAAGAUGAAGUUGAAGAUAAUGAGCCAUUUGGUCUUUAUCCAGAGUACUACCAGGACUCUGAAGAUGAUGAAAUGUAUUAUGAUGAUGAAGCCUGGGGAUACGAUGGGCAAAUUUCUGAUGAUUACGACGAAGAACCCGAGUACUACCUGGACUCCUUCAGAGCGGAGAGCACGUUUGCACCGUGUGCCCAAGAAAUCUCUGUGGAGGGAGAUGUUUGUGAAGACAAAGACUCUGUUGGUGAAGACACUGACUCAGAAGGUGAAGUUAAGUCCAAACCCCUCACUGAGACGACCUCUGAUUUUAAAGACGAUAAGAAUCCAGAUGCUGAACCGGAUGGCUUCUCUGCGUYKUCAGAGAUGGAGCCUUAUUGGACACUCACCGACGAAGAGCAAGCCAGAGAGCGUUUUCCUGCAGGUGUUGAGGAUUACUAUGCAUAUCAGAUUAGAAGCAUUCAGUCUUCAGAUGCACAACCCUUGACCAGAUUUAUUCUGGACAGCAGGUCUUCUGAUGGAAAAGCUGAUGAUGAUGAAGGACCGGAGGAUGUCGAGGAGUCAUCAACCGUGUUAGGAAUUAAUGUCCUUGAAUUAACCCAUAAAGAGCAAAGUCUAGAACCUGAAAAUGAGCUGCAGGGAAUCUCAGACCUUGCACCUCAUCUGGGUGUCAUUCAUAACGUUGCUUCAAAACAUGAGGCCACAGCAAGCCGGGAUUCAGAGGAAGAGCAGAGUGACGAUGAAUCCGUAGAGAACUGUGAAUGUGAAUACUGCAUCCCACUGACACAGCAGGUUCCAGUGAAACCACUGCUCUCCCAGUCGGCAUCAGACGAUCCAGCUAAGAUCUGUGUCGUCAUUGAUUUGGAUGAAACUCUGGUGCACAGUUCAUUUAAGCCUUUGAACAAUGCAGACUUUAUCAUUCCAGUGGAAAUUGAAGGGAUUGUUCACCAGGUUCAUGUGCUGAAGAGGCCGCAUGUUGACGAGUUCCUCCAGAGGAUGGGAGAAAUGUUUGAGUGUGUUUUAUUCACCGCGAGUUUAUCCAAGUAUGCAGAUCCUGUGUCCGACCUGUUGGAUAAAGGCGGAGCCUUCCAGAGCCGCCUCUUUCGGGAGGCGUGCGUUUACCACAAAGGGAACUACGUUAAAGACCUGAGCCGCUUGGGCAGAGACCUGAACAGAGUGAUCAUCAUAGACAACUCCCCCGCUUCCUACAUCUUCCAUCCAGACAAUGCAGUUCCCGUCGUGUCCUGGUUUGACGACAUGUCAGACACCGAGCUUCUCGACCUCAUCCCCUUCUUUGAGAGGCUCAGCAAAGUGGACGACAUCUACGGCAUUCUGAGGAAGAAGAAGGCUUCGAGUUAACCGAUGUUCGGGUACGGAGAGCCACCAGCGACUGUCGAUUCGGGGCCACGGAGGCUGGCGAGCCGCAGGCUCCAUCGCGCUUCCCACUACAAGGACCACGCUUUAAAAAACAACAACAACGCGCAUUUAAUCUCACAGCGUGUUGGAUAAAUCCACCAGCUAUCAUCGGAAUGCUUCAUGGACUUACCAUAGCCUCUGUAGAUAACUGGAGAGCAGAGUGUGUGUGUGUGUGUGUUACAUGACAGCUGUGACCUUUGUAACUAGAUUGUGUGAACAGUUGCGCAGUCCUCUACAAAUAGUCCUGGACAAAUGAACCACCAUUACUCAUUUUAAUGUCAGUAUAAUGUAGCAUUUGUACAACAGAAUUAUUAACACGAUCACACAGAAAAUAAGGCGUCGACGUAAUCGCCUUACUAAAAAUAACUCUGGGGAGCUGCAGGCGUGAAGUAAACCUUAAACAUUCAAUACAUCUGGAUACAAAUGUUGAUGAUUGUUACUUUUGUAUAUAGAGACUAAAAUGUUUUAUGAUGUUUGAAAAGAUAUGCACAAAAUGUGCAAUGCUUGAAAAUAAAAAAUAAUGCUCAUUAUGCUAAAACCCUGUUUAAAUUGCCUGUUCAAUACAUGUGCUUAAGAAAAUCACACCACUAAAUCCCACUUUGAC
Molecule: messenger RNA, 3779 nt
Organism: Poecilia reticulata (guppy)
Lineage: Eukaryota; Metazoa; Chordata; Actinopteri; Cyprinodontiformes; Poeciliidae
Molecular function (GO): RNA polymerase II CTD heptapeptide repeat phosphatase activity
Source: RefSeq, a predicted model, not a curated record